This is a messenger RNA of Achroia grisella, 2925 nucleotides long. Its product is annotated as zinc finger Y-chromosomal protein-like. The coding region runs from base 311 to 1606 and encodes 431 amino acids. Gene Ontology annotation, biological process: regulation of transcription by RNA polymerase II. The transcript has 2 exons. Gene Ontology annotation, cellular component: nucleus. The record is from RefSeq and is a predicted model, not a curated record. Gene Ontology annotation, molecular function: RNA polymerase II transcription regulatory region sequence-specific DNA binding; DNA-binding transcription factor activity, RNA polymerase II-specific. NCBI's taxonomy places the organism in Eukaryota, Metazoa, Arthropoda, Insecta, Lepidoptera, Pyralidae.
GACCAGAAAAUGUCAAACAUUGUAAUUUUACAUUGGAAUUUCCGUGAUUUUUCCUUGUAAUUAAUAUCUUUAACGCAAUACAUUUCAUAGAUAAUUCUUUCAUGUGUUUUCACAUAUUUCCUGAACAUAAUUAGCGUAGUCUGAGAUAUUGUAAUUAUUCGCCAUGUUGAAUAUAAAUAUUUUGCCCUCGGGGGAAUAGGCCAUUGGACAAUUUUAGCAUUUAAUCGUUCCUGCUGAGUGUGUAUUUGUUAGUUAUGACGUGUUAACGGGAUACCGUGUUAUAUUGCUGUAAAAUAAGCGGCCUGUAACAAUGGAGGGCCCGGUCCACGAGAUGAAUCACGCGCUCCACACAGCGGAAAUGAAAGCUGAGUUGUCAGAGGAAAUGGAGCAGCCUCGUCCUCAAACGGAACAGAAGGUAAUGAAAUUUAUCAGCGUCACCAGUGACGUACUGACAGACGAACAACGAGAGAUGUACGAGUCGGUACUAUCGACGUGGAAGCCGGUAAUGUUCCCGAAAAGAGUCAAACGGUAUAUAUGCCAAAAGUGUAACAAAGAGUUCAAGAAUUAUCAGAACCUGUACUUGCACACUACAAGAGUGCACUCGUCGGAAGAAUCUGCAGUUAUAUGUGAUAUAUGCGACAAGACAUUCAAAAACAAACACUAUCUGUACAUGCAUAGGAUGAACAAACAUUAUUCCGAAGACGAGAAAUGCUACUGCCAGUUCUGCCUCCAAGAGUUCAGAACUCGCAGAGCAUUGCACAUGCACGUGAAGAAGAUACACCCGAACACGCUGCCGGAAAUCAAAUGCCCGGAAUGCGGGAAGGAAUUCUCUGUGCCCUACAAACUUAGGUACCACAUCGACGCUUGCCACCGGCCCGACAAGGAGAAAUACAAAUGCCACAUCUGCCAAAAACUGUACAAGAGUCACCUAAAUCUGAACAGGCAUCUACACUUCCAACACUCGCAAGUGGAGAGGCAUCCAUGCGUUUUCUGCUCGAUGACGUUCAAGUCCCGGCAUCAUAUGAAGCGGCAUAUCCUCAACAUCCACCCUCCCCUGGAAUCGAAGGUGACAUGCCCGGAAUGCCUGAAGGAGUUCAAGAACGAUCAGUACCUGAAGGAACACAUGCAGGUACACUCAGCGGCGGAUACGAAAGUGAAAUGCGAUUUAUGCGAUAAAUACUUUCAUUCUGCUGUCCGUUUGAAGAAACACAAGAAGAUAGUGCAUCCAUCUAAACCUAAGAUCAGAUGUGAGAAGUGCGAUAAGGAGUUUGCGCACGCGCAUUACCUGAGGCGCCAUAACAACUCGGUACACAUGGACGUGGACGAGGAUAAAUACGAGCAUGAAUGUGAUCAGUGCGGGAAGAAGUUCAAACUGAAGAGGUACCUCAACAACCACCUGCAGAGACACGAGCAGCAGCACCUGAAGAGGAUAUCGCAGAUGGUGAAGACGGUGAUGGGCGACGAACGUCCUGACAAGCCGUCGCCGGCCAAAAGGCGCGGGAGACCCAAGAAAUCGUUGAAACGGGAGGAGAUAGAGUUUAUCAAGUGCGAACCUGUGUCUAGUUCGGAAUCUGAUUCGGGGGAAACGGAUACAGAGUCGGAAUAAGUCUAUGGAAUAGUUAAAGCAAUUGACAUUAUGAUAUCUCAUGGGGUAUUAAUUUUAUGUAAUUUUCACAAAAUUUCACAUGCGAUCGCUAAUUAGGAAUCUUUGAGCUCCGUUAAUUUUACAUAAUUUGUGUUGUAGAUAUAUACAGAUUUGAAUAAAUUUUAAAUUCGCUAAUAAUUACCUAACCUAAAAAUUAGGAUUUAAAUUAGACGCUCAUCUGUCAUCUGUCACUAUUUUUGGCGGGAAAAUUUCCCGCGCGCGCGUUGUCUUCAUUACUCUAUACGCUGUAGAGUCAUUCCACGCCACGUAUCGUAAAUAAUUCAUUUAAUUCGACACCUUAUUCCUUCUGUAAUAAAAACGAUUUUUGUAUAUAUUUUUAAUAAAAAAGAAAGGUUUCACUGCAAUUACUUUAUUAAGAUAGAUAAAUUUAUUAUAGAGGUUUUAUUAAAAAUGGCGGAUGCAAAAAUUAUGCCAAUAUUGCGACGUCAUAACGUUAUUUAAAUGUCAAAAUGUUUUGAUAUAUCAAAAUUAGGAAUGAAAUUUCAAUAAUAUAUUUAUGGUGAAAUUAUUAUCACAUUUUGAACGAUCCUGCACUGUAAAGAUUGCAGUAACUUAUAUGCAAUUAAAAAACUAUUUUAUUACUUAUAUAACAGGGUUGGUUUUAGAGGUUAUACUAAAUUGAAGCGGGUAAUAUUUGGCUAACGACUUGGGUUACCCUUUAAAACUAACUGUUUCUAAGGGAAAUGAUUGGUUAUUUAUUUGUACUGCUAUAUAGUCGGUCUGAAUAUCAGAAUGCGUAAAACAAAAUAUCGAAUAAUUCAAAUUCAAAAUAUCUUUAUUCAUGUAGGUCUAUUACAGAUUCUUAUGAUAUGUCAAAUCUACCGUCAGUUCGGAAUGAUUUCGAGAUGAGAAGAACUGACAAGAAACUCAGCUCGUAUUCUUUUCAAAUAAAUGUUGUACAUGUUUACAAUAAUACACAGUCAUUUAAAUUCAGAUUUGGAGAAUAGAGUGACCACCAGCAUAAUAUAAUAUCAUAUUAUGAUAUUGCUAAUAAGAAAAGAUCUAAUCAGUGUUCGCAACCUGAACGGACCAGUCCCCACAAGCAGCACCUGUUCACGAGUAUGACGGGUGAGCCAGCCAUCAUUACACUCAACCAUAUUAGAGGGAGCACAUUGACCCGGCCCACAAAGCCGCCACAAGUUUGAACUUUAUAACGAGCAUGACUGUUUCGAGUUACUCAAUACAUCAUUUAUAUUAUUUACAACAUAAUAAUUAUAGUAAGAGGAAACUCAUUGGAAAAAGACAUGAAUGUAACAAAA